Messenger RNA from Gymnodraco acuticeps, 6301 nucleotides. RefSeq names its product engulfment and cell motility 2 (gene elmo2). NCBI's taxonomy places the organism in Eukaryota, Metazoa, Chordata, Actinopteri, Perciformes, Bathydraconidae. The record is from RefSeq and is a predicted model, not a curated record. Gene Ontology annotation, biological process: actin filament organization; cell motility.
CAAGGCGUGGAAUAGUGUCUCGUUUCCAAAAGUGUUUCUCUGUAGAGAGAGGGAUAGAGAUAGUGAGCAUCAUCGGUGGCCUGAUGACACUGAGCAUCGACAAUAGCAACCAGGCUUGAGUUAAAAUCAUAAAGCCGUUUCAAAGUAUAUCCUGAGAGCUUCAGGACAGCCGCCGGGAGACAGGCUACAUCAUGACUGCAAUGGAGGGGCAGGCAGAGACUGGCUGGAUGACUGAAUAACACUGGUCACCUUCUGAGGAAUAACGCUGCUACUGACCGUUAAAGCGAAGGAGCUGACUCAGCGGUUUAUACAGCAAAGUUGUGAGAGUGGUUGACCCCCUCAACGCUUCUCCAUUAGAGUACUGCAAAAAUACAUCAUGCCGCCCCCAGUCGACAUCGUGAAGGUGGCUAUUGAAUGGCCUGGUGCGAAUGCUCAGCUAAUAGAGAUGGACCAGAAGAGAGCUUUGUCCUCAAUAAUACGGGAAGUUUGUGAUGGCUGGUCUUUAUCCGGCUCAGAGCAGUUUGCUCUGCGUUAUGCUGAUGGCCCUCAGCUUUAUAUCACGGAGCAGAGCCGUAGUGAAAUCAAGAACGGGACGAUCCUUCGAUUAGCUAUCUCACCUGCUCGUGCCGCCCGCCAGCUCCUGGAGAGGAUCCAGUCUCACGGUAUUGACGCUCGGCUGGAGGCUCUGAAGGAGCUCGCCAAGCUGUCCGCAGACCCAACCUUUGCAGCAGAGUUCAUCAACAUGGAGGGCAUAGGGACUCUGGCACGUCUUGUUGAGAGUGGCACCCACUUUGGUGAGAUGCUGGCCUUCACUCUCACUGCCUUCCUGGAGCUCAUGGACCAUGGCAUUGUGUCCUGGGACCUUAUCUCCCUCUCCUUCAUCAAACAGAUUGCAGGCUACGUGAACCAGCCAAUGGUGGACGUAUCCAUCCUGCAGCGCUCUCUGGCCAUCUUGGAGAGCAUGGUCCUCAACAGUCACAGCCUCUACCAUCGGGUGGCACAGGAGAUCACCGUGGGACAGCUCAUCGGGCACCUGCAAGUGUCAAACCAGGAGAUCCAAACCUGCAUAGCGCUCAUCAACGCUCUCUUCCUGAAGGCACCAGAGGACAGACGGCAGGAAAUGGCAAGCACUUUGGCUCAGAAACACCUGCGAUCCAUCAUCCUCAAUCAUGUGAUCAGAGGAAAUCGACCAAUCAAAGCAGAAAUGGCACACCAGCUGUAUGUGCUGCAGGUAUUGACCUUCAACCUCUUGGAAGAACGGAUGAUGACCAAAAUGGAUCCUGGGGUUCAGGCUCAGAGAGACAUCAUUUUCGAGCUGCGUAGGAUUGCUUUCGAUGGAGAAAAUGACCCCACUGGUACAGAAAAGAGAAAGGCCAUGUACACCAAGGACUAUAAGAUGCUGGGGUUCACUAACCAUGUGAAUCCAGCCAUGGACUUCACCCAGACUCCUCCGGGAAUGCUGGCUUUGGAUAACAUGCUGUACCUCGCCAAGGUUCACCAGGACACGUACAUCAGGAUUGUGCUAGAGAACAGCAGCCGCGAGGACAAACACGAAUGUCCCUUCGGCCGGUGUGCCAUCGAACUCACUCGAAUGUUGUGCGAGAUUCUCCAGGUUGGAGAAUUGCCUAAUGAAGGAUGUAAUGACUACCACCCCAUGUUCUUCACUCAUGACCGGGCAUGGGAGGAGUUCUUCUGUGUCUGCAUCCAGCUGCUGAAUAAAACCUGGAAGGAGAUGCGAGCCACAGCUGAGGACUUCAAUAAGGUGAUGCAGGUGGUUCGUGAGCAGAUCACCAGGGCUCUGGCGAUGAAGCCGUCCUCUUUAGACCAGCUGAAGAACAAGCUGCGAGGCCUCAACUAUUCAGAGAUCCUGCGUCUGCGGCAGUCAGAGAGAAUGAGUCAGGACGACUUCCAGUCUCCUCCCAUCAUUGAGCUGCGGGAGAGAAUACAGCCCGAGAUCUUAGAGCUCAUCAAGCAGCAGCGACUCAACCGCCUGUGUGAGGGGAGCUGUUUCCGGAAGCUGGGGAACCGCCGAAGGCAAGAGAAGUUUUGGUUCUGCAGACUCUCACUGAAUCACAAAGUGCUGCAUUAUGGAGACCUCGAUGAGUCACCUCAGGGUGAAGUGCCUUUUGAGCUACUCAGUGACAAGAGUAAGAUUUAUUUCUUCAAUCCCGUCUCUGACAUCAAGUCUGUGGUGACUGGAAGGACUGGCCCUCAUAUGAAAGAAAAAAGUGCUCUCAAACAAAACAAGGGUAAUGAGGUGCUGGAGUUAGCCUUCUCUGUCCUCUAUGAUCCUGAUGAGACACUCAAUUUUGUGGCACCCAACAAGUAUGAGUACUGCAUCUGGACCGACGGCCUGUGUGCGCUGCUGGGCAGGGAGAUGGGCAGCGACCUGACGCGCAGUGACCUGGAUACUCUCAUCAGCAUGGAGAUGAAGCUCCGCCUCCUCGACCUUGAGAACAUCACAAUCCCAGAAGCCCCGCCCCCCGUGCCCAAGGAGCCUAGCUCGUAUAACUUCACCUAUAACUACAGCUGAGAUGCGUGUGGUGUGUGUGUGCAGUGAAUGUGUGUGUUUGUCAAGGAUGAGUAUUCCUUGAUGAGUUAAGCUGCCGUGGAAAAUACUUUUUUUUUAACUUUCAGAACCCUGGAGACUUUUCUCCACCUGUGUUUGUGAUGCUGUAUGGUUUGACAAAUAGGAGAUGUUUAUAGCUUCACAGGGAGUUUAGAGUCAUGGUCCACUACAGAGCCGCCGGUCAGAUUCAAUGAGGGUUUCUCCUUUAUCUGUGCCGUUUCCAGGCAACGUUUACCCAUUUCUAGCCAUUUAAACUUCUAAACUUGUCUGUAAGUCGAGGAAUACUUUGCCUGAUGGGGACAUAAAUGAAAGCUGCUACAAAACUGCUAUUUAGUCUUUGUUCAAGUAUUUAUCUCAUUCUGUGUUGUCUCCAUGGCAACAUAAAUGAAUUAGCUACCUAACCAGUUAGGAUUCUUUGUUCUCUUGAUUCGGUCUGUCCCUUCUGACAGACUUAGAGUGAAAUGUGACACAAAGUAGAGUGAGUGGGCCGAGAGUUUGCCACAAGCGAUAUUCAGCUGGUGUCGUGAUCAAGGUCGCUUCAGUAGGAGGGAUCGUUGAUGUCAGGGGGGAUCGAACAUAACUCCCUAAUCAGUACACCAUCCACCACCCCGUUCGAGGUCUCAUAAAUGUUUAAUAUCUGACGUUCAGUUCAGUGUUUCAAUUAGAAAGGUUCGGAAAUUCAGUAAUAAAGAGAGCAGGAAACAUAAAGCCGUCAACUUGUGUAAGGCAGAAGCAGAUGAGCUCUAAUCUCAGUGCUGUCUCUCAUACUGGGACAUGAAUUUAUGAAUUUUCUUUUUUUGUUUUAUCUAUAACAUAACAUGAAUAAUUGAAAAUGAUUCACCAGGAGUAAUGUUCUCAAGGUUAAAGAUCUAAAAUGAGUUGUUUAGUCUGACUAAUGUUUUGCAAACCCCAAAGCAAUUUUAAUUUCUAUUAUAAAGUCAAAGAAAAACCAGCAGAUACUAAUAUUCGAGAAGCUAGGACCAGUAAAUGUAGGUGUUCUUUUCUCUUUCUUAGAGGAAUCUUUCGUAAACAAUGAAGUGUUUGUCGUUUUUGCAGAAGAAUUAAGGCCUGUCCAGCAACUUAUCAAUUAUUACUCUACCAUGUUUUCAGAUGCACUAAAGUGGUGCUGUCAGCUUAUAUAUUUUCUUGACAUUCAUGCUGCUUUAAUCACUUCUCUCCUUAGACUACAAACCUUUAUAGUUUGUAAACCGUGAGAAGAAGUGGGUAAAUGUAUCUCAUUGGAGAAGCUGUUAUUGCGUAAAGAGUGUACAUUUGAGUGUACACAUAUUGAGAUUUAGUGGUAAUUGUUUAUGUUGAGAGAUAUUUCGUGAGUGUGAUGCUGGGGCUAAAGCUCCCACAUCCAACACAUUAUAAAACAUGAAUUACCUUUUUUUAUUCAUAGUCACUGCAUUGCCUUAUCACUCCAAAGUCAUUAUAUAUAUUUAGUAACAUUAGCAUUUAUAGAGGUAGUACAUGAAUUAUACUUUAAGUGUGUGUUGAAAACAUUGUUGUUAUUAUGACUUCCCCUGAGAAGCAUUCAUACAUGGCGUAUAAACAGUUAAUCAAUGUUUGAUAACAGCAGUUCACUUGAAAUAAUAUGUAAUCAUUUUUUUUUUUACUGUAUUAGCUUACAUUUUUUUUAUCUUACAGUGUGUUUAACAUAAUUUAGGAACUCUUAAUAUUAACUUUUACAUUAAGAGCAAGAUUAAAACUAUUUCUAGAUGUUUAAAACCACUGAAAAUAUGAAUAUGUAUGAUUACGACGAAAUGUUCUGCUGUGUUAUCAAACAUAAUUAAAUGUUAAUACAACUGUAAAUGCCUUAUAUGAAGAGUAACAGUUGUUAACAAAUACAUUAUUAAACACAGAUAUUAGCAGUUGUUUUUUUGAAGAACAAAUUAAAUUCAAAUGUGUUUGACGCCCCUCUUAAAGGUCACCUAUUAUGCGAAAUCCACUUUUUCAUGUCUUUUAUACAUACAUUUGUGUCCGCUCUGUGUUGAGAUUUGGAAAGUUUGAGGAAAACAUAUUCGCUCUCUUUUAGUCCUGAUCCAUUUAUAUAAAAACCUGUCUGAAAAUGAGCUGCUAUAAUAAUGCUCCCCCCAUUAUCACCUGAAUCUCCUCCUAGAGCACCAAUGUGUUAUUUUUAACCAAAUAUCUCGCAGAGGGGCGUGGGGAGCAUUAGUUCAUUUUCAUUUAAAGCUACAGAUACAGAAUCAGCACUUUUGAAACAGGGCUGAGACAGAGGGGUUUAUGGCAUGCUACAACUCAUGAUCUGUUUGGUAUUUCAGCCAAACACUUCAGAGGCAUGUUUUGUUCAUAUCUGAGACCUAUAAUGUGUUGUUGAAAAAGAGUAUAAUAGGGGACCUUUAAACUUCUAUUAAUCAGCCGUUUAAGGCUUGAUAUUGUAUUGUUUUAUUCAUACUGCAUAAAGGAAUGGGAGCUGGUCAGAAACAGCUGAGUGUCAUGUGCGUGAGAAUCGGGAACAUCUAGUUCAGCUCAUGUAACAUAUGACCAGAACGUAGUUGUGCUCUGUACAGUAAAGUGAUAUACAUUAUAGUGCUAUUGUUUGAUGUUGUUUUACCAGAGCGUCAUUGUUUUGUGUAUUUUAUUCAUGUCACUGUCAACUAUCAAAUGUACUAAUCACUACUGUCACUUGUUAAUGCAGAAUAGAUUUAUAUUUUUGUAAAUGAUUGUACAAUCUUAACAGCUGUGAAGGGAAAGGGUAUCCAGCUAACAGCAUUUUCCCUUUGCGUCGCUCUGUACGGUACAUUCAACACGCUCAUUACUGUGGAAGGGCAUCUCACACUGGAAAGAGCUUUUGAUCUUCACAAUUUUUAAAGUCACAACCACGUUUUCAUACUACAAGCACCUCAUAUUCUUAGGAAUGACACCCACUCCAGCACCUAAUGAUGAUGUCAGUGUUAAUGUAUCUUAUAAUGCUUAUGGAAUAAUGAAAAUUGCCGUUACUGUUGAUGUUUGUGAAAAGGAAUAUAUUUGAAAUCAGCUUUUUUUCGGAAAAUGUUUUUGCUGUCUGAUUUUUAACUGAUGUUGAAUGUUAGAAAGGUACCCUGUGGAGAUUUCAGACCAUGAGUUGUUCUGGGGAUCUAUUUUUCUUGAUGUUACUGCCUGGUUUUUUUUUUCUUGUUCACACAAACAAGGGAACACAUGCAGUACACUUUCCAGCUAAUAGUUUUACGAUAUUUCACUGUUCAACAGGUGGCUUGGUAAAUCACCAAGAAAUACAGCAAUGUGCCAGAAAAGGACGUAGUGUUGAGCAAGCUAUUAAAACAGUACUGGAGUUAAAAUACUUAUAAAAUCGACCUUGCAAAAGUAUUGUGAACUGUUGUAUGACCUUGGCUAUACAUAUGUUUUGUUUGUUUACUAGAAAACUCCACAGGGCCUCCUUUUUACUGCCUAAAAAAGGUUAUUUAUAAUUCAGCAAGUCAUUUAACUACUGCUAAAAUAUAUCAAUAAAUUCCGAAAGUAAGUGAAGGAUUGUUGCAUUGGAUGUACUAACAGUAUGACUUGAAGUUUACGCAUCUGGUACUCUUUUACAUGACUUGCUAAGCUAUUUAUUUACACUUGCUAGUGAUAGUAAAGAAUGACGUGUUGUUAGAUAAGAAAUAACAACAUAAAAUCUAAAUAUGGUAUACAUAUAAAUCAUUGAUGUAUUGUGUUGCCUUAUUAAAGAAAAUGUAUUAUGUUUUCUGUGAAUAAAUACAGAGUCUAACUGCU